Messenger RNA from Drosophila serrata, 866 nucleotides. Its product is annotated as protein Nazo. The record is from RefSeq and is a predicted model, not a curated record. NCBI's taxonomy places the organism in Eukaryota, Metazoa, Arthropoda, Insecta, Diptera, Drosophilidae.
AUUUUUAGAUAUAAAAAAUGUAUUGAAAUUAGCGAUAGUUCCAUCAAGUUUGUGCAUCUCUAGUCUGGCGCGUUCGGGAACCAUUUGCCGUUGUUUAACUCAAUCGUAUGUUUUUGCACCUCUUUCUUCCGCUCUCCGUUCUCUGACGUCGCUAUUGUUUAUGUUGUUGUGUUAAACAUUUGUUUCGCGCAAAAACCAGAAACGUCGCUCAAGCAGACAUCGUCACAUCGCGUCCGAUUGAGGUGGUGACACAUUUCGCUCAAAGUCUAACCCAAGCAAAGGCGCACAUUACGAAAUUAACACCACGUAGCCCAGAGAGAUAUAGUGAGAAUGCCCAUCGAUACGCGGGAGCUGAUGGAGGCGAUAGCCAUUGUGGCGGACGAGCGCAAUGUCCGUGUCGCCGUUAAGCAGUCCGGCAAGGGGGCUGCGAUCUGUGCCGCCUGCUCCUUUGCGGGUGGCAUGCUCCUCGGUCCCGUUGGCCUGGCCGUGGGCGGAGCAGCUGGUGGCAUAGCUGCGUACAAGAUGACCAGCGGCACUUUUAAACCACUUGGCGAGGUAAUACUGAAUGAUUUGACGGAUAGACAGCGCGAGCAACUGGUGGAGCAUGUGUCUAAGGCCGUGGCCGAGAUUCAUCCCACCGAUGUGGUUAUGCUGCUGCCACUGAUUGUCCAGAAUGCGUCCAUCCAACAGGCGGUGCUCAAUACGGUCAUGUCAUUUAUAAGCAAUGAGCUGCGCAUGCAGAUCGUCGAUUGACCUGGCGGAGGUGGAGCUGAAGAUCCAGGAGGAGGAGGAGGAGCAGCAAACUGUGAAAUUAGUGCCGUUGUGAUCUGUGUAGGUUUAUUAAUAAAUACUCUAUAUGUACAUAA